AUGCUUUUCGCCAACUUGGCAACGCAGCCCUCCUCCUUGACUCUUCCCGGCUCGACUGUUUGUAGACUCUCUUCUGUAGCCUGUCGUCAUAUUGGGCUCACUCAAAUCCACGCCAGUCAGCUCUAUCUUCACAUGUUUGUACACUCUUCCGGCGUAAGCAUGGGCCAGGGUUCAGCGUGGCUGUGUUUCUUCGCUUGUCAGCCUCUCCAGAUCCGGCGACACCGGCUGAUACGGGCGCUUAGCUACCGUUCACCGUGA
Molecule: messenger RNA, 258 nt
Organism: Protopolystoma xenopodis
Lineage: Eukaryota; Metazoa; Platyhelminthes; Monogenea; Polystomatidea; Polystomatidae
Source: the annotation of a GenBank genome assembly